This is a messenger RNA of Lacerta agilis (Sand lizard), 1203 nucleotides long. RefSeq names its product proteasome 20S subunit alpha 1 (gene PSMA1). The coding region runs from base 142 to 927 and encodes 261 amino acids. The record is from RefSeq and is a predicted model, not a curated record. The transcript has 10 exons. Gene Ontology annotation, cellular component: proteasome core complex; nucleus; proteasome core complex, alpha-subunit complex. Gene Ontology annotation, biological process: ubiquitin-dependent protein catabolic process. Lineage: Eukaryota; Metazoa; Chordata; Lepidosauria; Squamata; Lacertidae.
CGAUCGGCUGCGAUUCCUCGCCAGAGACGGAAGGAAGUCCCGAAGCCCGCACUCGACGCUCGCCGAGCUAUCGAUCUUUUUUUUCCCAAAGCCACCCUCGCUGGUGCAGCCGUUCGUGGUGGUGUUCGGGAAGCAGCCGAAAUGUUUCGCAACCAGUAUGACAAUGAUGUCACCGUUUGGAGCCCUCAGGGGCGAAUUCACCAAAUUGAAUAUGCAAUGGAGGCUGUGAAGCAAGGUUCUGCAACUGUUGGACUAAAAUCAAAGAACCAUGCUGUUCUAGUUGCUUUAAAGAGGGCACAGUCUGAGCUGGCAGCUCACCAGAAAAAAAUCUUAUAUGUUGACAACCAUAUCGGUAUUUCAAUUGCUGGGCUUACUGCUGAUGCAAGACUUCUAUGCAAUUUCAUGCGCCAGGAGUGUCUGGAUUCUAGAUUUGUAUUUGACAGACCUCUUCCAGUGUCUCGGCUAGUAUCUCUGAUUGGAAGCAAAACGCAGAUACCAACACAACGGUAUGGCAGAAGGCCAUAUGGUGUCGGACUUCUCAUUGCAGGCUAUGAUGAUAUGGGUCCCCAUAUUUUCCAGACCUGUCCUUCUGCAAAUUAUUUUGACUGCAAAGCAAUGUCCAUUGGAGCUAGGUCCCAGUCAGCUCGAACUUACUUGGAGCGACACAUGACCGAAUUUGCUGACUGUAAUCUGAAUGAGCUAGUUAAGCAUGGACUGCGUGCCUUGAGAGAGACUCUUCCUGCAGAACAGGAUCUGACUACUAAGAAUGUUUCCAUUGGGAUUGUUGGUAAAGAUAUGGAGUUCACUAUUUAUGAUGAUGAUGAUGUAGCACCAUUCCUAGAAGGACUUGAAGAAAGACCCCAGAGAAAGACUGCUCAACCUGCUGAAGAAACUGCAGAAAAGGCUGAAGAACCAAUGGAGCACUAAUAAUUGUGCAUGCACUUCAGACACAGGAAUGCCAGAGCAUGCAUUUGUAUUCUGCUAACAUAACUGUGAGAUGGAUGCAUAUUGUAGUGAUACAUUCUAGUGAUUUGGUCUACAAAAAUGCAUUGCCAAAAAUCCUAAACUGGCAGCAAAGAAUUAAUAACUGACCACUGCUCUUGAGAUGUCAUUUUCUAGAAACUAUGGAAUAUUGUUUUAUAUGAAAAAGCUUGUUUUCCUGUCAUAAAGGCAUUGAUUAAAUAAACCUGUUUCUUGAAACAA